AUGCCACAACUUUCAUAUCCUCCAGGGUUAGCAGAUUGGUGCCUUCCUUUCGAUGAAAAUCUUCCUAAAGAAAUCGCAACUCAUUUUAUUGAUCUUCCAGUAAAACGUUACGAUGAAAUACCUGAAUUUUUGUAUUCUGUACUGGAUCUUCUUAAUAAACUGAACGACACAUUCACGGCUUAUAUCACAAGUCUUAAAUUAAUAUCAGAACAAGGACCCAAUCGAAAAAAUAUCUUUUUCGAAAAUGUUGAAAAAGCUCGAAGAUAUCUCCAGAAAGAAGGGUUUGCUAGAAGAGUAGAAGGUGAUGUGUUGAAAGUUUUUGAGGGAGUACGUGAAAAUGUUGCGUCGGAACUAAGAGAGAUAGUUCAAAAAUCUACUACGUCUUUUCUACCGAAAAAACGUGUGCGUGAUACACAAGAAAGAGAACUUGAUGUUGUGAAUGAAUAUUUGGUGAAUUUCAUGAUCGAUGCUUCUGAUGUUUUCAGAAAAGUAACUUUUCCGUCAUACUAUAACAAACUUAAAACUAUCUGGAAAACUCGAGAUUCUGAGUCCAAAUUUUACGUACUCGAUUUAGGAGAUGAAGAUACAUGGAAACAGGUAUAUAGACUUUUAAAUGAGGGUGAAUUGGAUUCGUUAUAUGAAAGGUUAAUAUUGGAAGAUGAAGAAAAAUUCAUAAGUGAAAAGACACAUGAGUAUUUAGCAUUUUUUGAUUAUAUUGUACCUGCUCAAUCAAAGGGAGACGAAGCAGUUGAUAGUUAUCUUGUGAACAAAAGUAAUAACGAGACUAUAGAAGAAAACAAUGAAGUGGAGAAAAUAGUACAUCAAUUGAGCAGUGUACCCGAAAAAUAUUACUAUUUAUCCAACUUCUUUCCUAUUCCGACGGAUUAUGAACAAUCCAAAAUGCCUGAUUUAUUUAUUGUCAAGAAUAUCUCCAACCAUUUUGACAUCAUCACAAAAAUGAAUGACAUAUCUAUAAAAAUCGAUAUUCAAGAUAACGGCUAUAAAGCCGAUGGAGUAUUAGAGCUUUUCAAACGACUCAAGCAAAUUCCAUUGUUUUUGCUUGAAGUGUCGGAAGGGCUUAAUAAUCCAGAUCCAGAUAAGAUUAAUGAUGAUAGGCAUAAAUUACUGAGCGAGGCCCAAGCAUUUGCUGAUAAAAUUGAAAUUGGCCAAUUAAUAUUUAUUGGUCCUGGUUUAUAUCUUUUUGCACCAUUUACAAUCCCAGUUCUUACGAUCCCAACUUCCAAUACUGAUCUAAAUCAUGUACCUAGACUUAUUAGAACACUUUUAUGCUUACAAUACAAUCUUGUUGAAAAGAUCAAAAGGACGCAAAAUGCUGUGACGUUUGCAGAAUUUCUGCCAAAAAUAUCGAGAGGAGAAGGAAAGAAUGUGAAUAGUAGGGGGAGAGGUCGCAGUAGAGACCGUG
Messenger RNA from Funneliformis mosseae, 1423 nucleotides. Lineage: Eukaryota; Fungi; Glomeromycota; Glomeromycetes; Glomerales; Glomeraceae. The record is from the annotation of a GenBank genome assembly.